UAUAUACAGUGGAAGAAUAAGGCAAAAAAGCAGCUUUUUUAUCUAUAUAUAUUGUAUAAUUUCAUUUUAACCUUGCGUUGAAAUGACUCCAUAUUGAGUAAUCGAUUGAGUAUCCAGUGGAAAAAAAUCGAAUUCGCUGUAUUUUUGAUUGUAGCUGUACCUGGGGCACAGUAUUGAUUAUUUGUGGAUCCGUACUGCACAUAACGUAUGGGUAUUUGAACGUGGAUGAAGGCCGCAUUCAGCAUAUAGUUAAGUAUUAUAAAGUCAACGGGCUUUUGUUGAAGCCAGUAAUUUUGUAGUCCGUAAUUUAAAACCGGCACAUCGCGAGAUUUGGUGGUAAUCGCGCCGAACGGCGCCCAUGUUGUUGGCCCCCACGUGAUGUGAUUAUGGCAAACCUCCAUGGAUGUUGGCCUACCAUGGAAUCAUCAUUAUAAACAACUACUAGCCUACUAGCAUCAUCAUGAAGAAAAUACAAGGAUUCUCUGUGUCAUCCUGACACCAAGUGUUCCAUAUGGAGGAUGUGGUUUUACAUUACAAGCCUGCCGACGCAGGUCAACUGAGCAGCCUGAUAUGGCGGACAGAGACUGCGCUGGAGCCAUUUCUCUGCCGGGUCUUGCCAACCUUUACACCCUGGUUUCCAUCCACUAGUGACCGGCUGUUACCCAUCCGACCCUCAAAACCAGCUCCAACAGCCCAUGCCAUCACCAGGAAGACCCAAGAAGACAACCAAACCCACCAGAACUCAAAAAACCUGACAAGCAGAGUAGGUUCUGGUGACUCUACCUCAAGCUCUCUCCCAGACAGAUUAAAGUCAGAUAAAAGGGUGUAUACGACUGAUCAUCCAGUAUACAAUAACAAACAAGACAUUCAAUCACAGAUACCAGUAAACAGACUGCAUGAGACCGACCAACAACAGAAGCCCACAUUUGCGGUUGUCAUCAGUGACGCCGGGCCUGAAAAUCAAACAGUUUUCUCCUGCAGCAACAUAACCCGAAGCACUAGACCGUCUCAAGGGAAACUAGGGAAAUCCAAUAAUGUCUCGUACAUUCCAAACCCCCCCCACUCUCCUCUUCCUCCCCUUGCAACUGUCAGCCAGCCGAGCCCACCCAACCACACUUCACCAGAGAGGGCUAGGCCGCCACCAGAAAAGAGGACACAGAAACCCGUGAGUGGACCACACAUCCGAGACGGGGCCGUCAAAAGGUCCUGGAGCGUUGUGGCACAUCACAGGCUUCCACUGCGGAGUACCCCAUGCCUGUCCAAACCCUUUCUCAAGACGGUGAUCCGGCAUGGGCUGCACCUGCAGCAGAGGGCCCGCUGGGUCCUCGGACAACACAACUUGGGGUCCGCUGGCGACAUGGAGCAGGUGUGGCGGCAGCUAAACCGCUCCAUCAAGAGGUCCAGUCUGCCAACAUGUAACGCCAACAUCCAGAGGGAGCAGAGGCAGAUCUGGGUCUUCUGUGAUGUUCUCUACUCUGAGCACGUCGGGAAACACCUGAAAGAGGAGCUGGCUCUCUCUGGACAGAUCACCCUCUCUGUGCCCAAACUGGGCAACAUCCUCACCUUAUAGUUCUCUGCACUAUGGACUUUCAACCUGUAACGAAUGCAGACCCUUAUGUCUGGACCGAAACCUUCUUACGCCUUGUUCACACUACCUCCGUCCGUUGACGGAUCUCAUUGACUUUGCAUGGGGUGCUCGUGAAAUGCAUUGUUGGUCCGUCCGUCCAUCCAUAGUUUAGAAUUUUUCAACUUUUCAGGCAGCAACGGAUCCGUCGGCCAAUCAGACUGCGUUCUGCAAAUAAACGCAAGGACACUGUCCAAUAAAAUCGCCUUUGUAAUACAACCCGGAAGAACACAUGGAUACGUCAACAAGCCCCCAUCCGUCGACGUACGCAUGUAGUGUGAACAAGGAGUCACAGAUGUGGUGGGAUGCAGCAGAGACUGAAUCAAUAAACAUUCCCAGUUAUCCUAUGUUAAGACAGAAUGUGAAGCAUUUAUAAAUAAUUUGCCUACAGGGGAACAUCACAUUUAUUAAACAAAGAUUUAUUUUUGCAA
Molecule: messenger RNA, 2055 nt
Organism: Gadus morhua (Atlantic cod)
Lineage: Eukaryota; Metazoa; Chordata; Actinopteri; Gadiformes; Gadidae
Gene: shld3
Product: shieldin complex subunit 3
Exons: 4
Coding region: 512-1570 (352 amino acids)
Biological process (GO): positive regulation of isotype switching; positive regulation of double-strand break repair via nonhomologous end joining; negative regulation of double-strand break repair via homologous recombination
Source: RefSeq, a predicted model, not a curated record